Epithele typhae is the source of this 1428-nucleotide messenger RNA. Its product is annotated as P-loop containing nucleoside triphosphate hydrolase protein. Gene Ontology annotation, cellular component: cytoplasm. The transcript is spliced from 9 exons. Gene Ontology annotation, molecular function: ATP binding; ATP hydrolysis activity. Bases 1 to 1428 code for a protein of 475 amino acids. Gene Ontology annotation, biological process: cellular response to heat. The record is from RefSeq and is a predicted model, not a curated record. NCBI's taxonomy places the organism in Eukaryota, Fungi, Basidiomycota, Agaricomycetes, Polyporales, Epitheliaceae.
AUGGAGCAGCAACUUCACUCGCGAUCCGACAGCCGACUUUCCGAACCUCCCGACUCUUUCGACGAGCGCCGAGAAGACGAGUACUACGAGUACGCCGAGGCAGACGAAGAGGACAUCACGAUCCGGCGUCCGGCGUCCGCGCUCGACCACACCCCAGGCAUCUUCGCCUCCCAGCAACAGACGCACCGCCAGUCGCGACGCCGGUCAUCUUUCUUCCCCGCCCCUUCGCCGGUGCACGCGAUAGCGACGCCGCGGCCGACGCUGCUCUUCGCGCUCGCGAGCGACGACGUGGACGCGGUCCGGCGCGUGCUCGAGAGCGGCGAGGCGCGGCCGAACGACGACGUCGGCCCGCAGAGCGCGCUCGCGUUCACGCUCGCGAACGGGCAGCUCAAGCACCGCACGGAGAUGGUGAAGCUCUUGCUCGCGUACGGCGCGGACACCGCCGCGCUGCGCGACGCCGAGGCCGAGACGCGCGACGAAGACGCGGGGGCGCCCCCCGGCGCGAGUCGGCUCUCGAACGUGCUCGAGAACCUUGAUCCCGCCACCCGGUAUUACAUCGAGCGCGCGGACUCGCCGCAGACGCGCCGCACCUCGGCCCUGAUCCACAGGUCGUACUUCCGCCCGCUGACGCGGGUGAGGUAUGAGCUGAUCGGACAGGAGCGGGUUCUGGAGCAGCUGUUCCGCGUGCUGAGCAUGCCGGCGCUCGCGCCCAUCGUCGUUCUGCUUUGCGGACCGAGUGGCCAUGGGAAGAGCCUUCUCGCGCGCAAGUUCGGAUCUCUCCUGCAAGUUCCAACACACACGGUCAACAUGACCACCCUCCAGAACACGGGCGACAUCUGGAGGAGCCAUUCCAUCGCUCCCAUGGAGGCACCUUCGGACAACUCCCUCAAGGACUUCUUGAUCGAGAACGAGGGCAAGCGUUGUGUGGUCGUGCUCGAUGAGAUCGAAAAGACGCACGACGAGAAGAUUCUGUCCUCGUUGCUGAUGCCGUGGGAGUACGGUCGCUGCUCGUUUGAAGCCGGGUACCGACAUGUUGAUGUAUCAAAGGUGAUAUGGCUGGGCACGUCAAACAUUGGCCACGAUCUCGUGUUUGAGCACCAAGACGGCCGCCCUGCGCCGUCCACGCAGCUCUCGCGUGAGGAGUACGUCGACCUCAUGGGCCUCCUCCGCCCUCGGGUGUCAAUCCGACUCGGGCCCUCGCUGCUGUCGCGGGUGACCGCGGUCCUGCCGUUCGUGGCGUUCACCACUGAAGAGAAGCUGGCCAUCGCCGCGGAAGCGCUGCAGGCGCUGGCGGGCGAGGCGUUCGCAGAGAUGCCCCCGGCGACGCGGGACCAGAUCGUGCGGGCCUCGCUGGGAUCGUACAUCGCACCCGAGGGCGCGCGAUCACUGUAUCGUGCGGUGUCGACGCUGUUGUUGGACACGAUGUGA